GUUUCACCAACUCAGACAGCUCUUGGUAGCGCCCCCCGUAGAUUGAAAACUGCCAAUCUACAGCCAGCCGACGGAUUAUACCUUAACCCUCGUAGUAACCGGAAUCCUCCGAUAAAGGCAUUCCCAGUUCACAUUUCUGGUCGGACAGGCGAAGCUGGAGGCGAGACGGCCCAUUGGGCGCCAGAAGUAACGGCUAGUGGUUGCAAGGUAGGCUCCAGAGGACCUUUACCGGGCUUUCAAAGCAGUCUGAUGGGAGUGGAACGAAUACAUGGUCCACUGUUUGGCCAUCCUCAUCAAGACACAACUCUUGGAAAAUAUUCCGGUCCGGAUGGGCCUCCAGCUUCUAGAAAGGCCAACGAAAAUCUGUACCGGGUUGAUGGAUCCGUUUUCAUCCCAGCCGAUCCCUGGAAACCAGCCAAUCAUGAUUUUUUUGGUGGACCUGAUAUUGGGCCAUCAGGUCGAAGAGGAAAGAAGACGGCAAACAUACGUAAAUAA
Protopolystoma xenopodis is the source of this 495-nucleotide messenger RNA. The record is from the annotation of a GenBank genome assembly. NCBI's taxonomy places the organism in Eukaryota, Metazoa, Platyhelminthes, Monogenea, Polystomatidea, Polystomatidae.